This is a messenger RNA of Nakaseomyces glabratus, 1089 nucleotides long. It is a transcript of the gene DCC1, whose product is annotated as Dcc1p. The record is from RefSeq and is a predicted model, not a curated record. Lineage: Eukaryota; Fungi; Ascomycota; Saccharomycetes; Saccharomycetales; Saccharomycetaceae. Gene Ontology annotation, cellular component: Ctf18 RFC-like complex; chromosome, centromeric region; chromatin. Gene Ontology annotation, biological process: maintenance of mitotic sister chromatid cohesion; mitotic sister chromatid cohesion.
AUGGUGAUGAAGCUGUACUCUAAAUUACAACAUGAUACAAGUUACAAAGUGGUACAACUAGAUGACACUAUUCUAGCUGCGGUCAAGAAUGGCGAACCUUUACAAUUCAAGUCUAUGGAUGAAACUCAAUCUGAGGUGGUACUUUGUAGUUCCAAUGCGACAUGGAGAUUGAAGCAAAAGAAUCAUAGUAAUUGUGUAAUGGUCAUGAAACGGGAUACAUCCAGCAAUCUAGAAGAUGAAUCAGAGUUUUGUAGCCUGAACGACACCACGUAUGAAUAUGAGCUCACUAAAGUACCAGGAUCAUUGAACUACCAUUUGAUACCACUAUAUGACGGAGAAGAACUCAGUUUCAAAACUACUUUUAAAGAAUUACUGGCUAAUUCACAGUGUUCCAAUGAGGAGGCCAUGUGCGAAUGGCAUGAUAUAGGUGGAUGCAUAUUAGAAAGUGGGAAUAUAUGUAAACUCUCAGAUAAGUUUAUUACUCGUGCGCUAGAUAUAACACUGGUUAGCAUUAUGGCAGACUCUCUAGAUAUGUCACAUCUAGAUUUAGAUGAAGUCCUGAAGUCAGUACGAAAAGAUUCAGAAACUGUCAAGGAUAACCCUUUUACAAAACCAGUUAUUGAGACUAUAUUGAACAAAUUCGGUACGCAGGAAAAGGAUCACAAAUGGCACAUAGAUAAAAAGAGGAUAACCUACUGGUAUGGUCUUGAAACAUUGAAGAAGUUCGCAAUGGGUAUAUCCAAAGAGCAGCAAUAUCCAUUGAAUCAGGAGGAAUUUCUAAUAAAAUGGAAAUCACAGAUGCCACCAUAUUUUCCAAACUCCGACCUUGAUAUUCGGGAGCUCCGGGGCCACUAUUAUCUGGACCGACAUACUGAUGAAAUACAUUAUAUAGACAAGAAAUCUUUACCAGGAGAUAUCAAGCAAAGGCUAGUAUACUUGUUCAAAUUACAAAGCCAAUGGAAUCCCGAUGAGAUGGCACCAUUAAUGCAAGACUUGAAUCAGAAAAACACAAAAUUUGAAUCCUUUAUUAUCAAGUACGCUAGAAUAAAGAGACUCUCCUCCAAGCAAAAAGUCGUUAUCCAACGAUAA